CGCAAAUGAUGAAUAAGAAUUACGUUCCAUAAAAAGGAACGUACUGUCUGCUUUGCUUUUGGUGCAUGACUUUUAGCUACAAACGAAUGUUACUUCUUCUUCUUUUACUAUAUUUUAAUUUCAAUUAUUUCUCUCAAAUGAUGUACUGCAUAACUCGACAAACUACUUAGGUUGCACAACUAGAGCAGAGUGUUUCCUAAUAGUAACAGUACUAACCUUUACUUAACUUAUUUCGUAUUAUAGCGGCAACCAGAUCUAUUCAAAUACCUUCAACCCGGGUUAAGACUGCCGUACUUCAGUAAAAGUGAUUUGUGUCUUGAUUUCAUUUUGUUUCUCGAGUCCAACUCGAACAUGAUCGGUUUUUUUAGGUAUAACUUUUUUGUUUACUUAAAGCCGGUUUUUCUAUUAGAUAGUUGCCCUGACCGCUUAAAUAAAUAGGUAUGUUACGAACCAUUCAUUGAAGUAAACAUGUUAAAAACCAGCUUUUAUUACACGUACUUAGUUUGUUUGCAGCCCUAUUACAUUAAUUUUAACAUUUUAGACUAAUCUAUCGAUAGCUCCAGCUUGAAGCUUCAACAAAUAACAUGAAAUUUAUUUUAUCUUUUGUUCCUAUUUGCUACGAAUCUGUCAGUUCAAUCUGUUCAGUCUGUGCUCAAUUGCAAAAAGAAACUUCAAAAUCUGAAAUCUAUCAUGAUACAGAAAACAUUUUUAUCUGAGGAUGUAGAUACAAAUAAUCAAAAUGAAUAUAAUAUUUAACAACAAUACCGGUCAAAUUAAGUAGGUAAGAUGAAACCAUCAUGCACCAAAGUUAAGAACCCUUGCAAAAUCUGUCUGCAGGGAGUAACUAACAAGAAUGGCUUACAAUGCCAGGGAGCUUGUAAGAAAUGGGCACAUUUCAAAUGCCUUAACUACACCCCUGGCAAGAUCUCUGACAUAAAGGCUGGCAUUAUCAAAGUAACGUGUCCGUGUCCUGACUGUGAGACAACACAGCCCAAAGAAUUCCUUACUAACCCACCUUUCACGUGUUCAAACCAUCAAUGCCCAGCAAACACGAUACCAAAGUGUCAGUCAAACGAGUGUCCCUCAAACAAACAGGUGAAUAAGCAGGUGCCGGCCGUACCGUCGCCGAGUCGAAAAGCACAAAAGCCAAUCCCUGCUGACUACCCUGGUGAGUGCCCGAAUAAAGAGUGUUCCAAUCAGGCAAUACGGUGCCCAGCUGUAGAAUGCCCAAACAGCCGCCAGGAGUCAAAGUCUAAAACGAAACCUCAUCCUCGAGUGCCACCUCCCAAACCCCCAAGCCCUCCACCACCGACCCGAAGACAAAAGUCUCCAAACAAAAACCAGAGCAAUCCAUGUCGCAACUCACCUAAAGGCAAAUGUUAUGAAGAUUCCAAAAAAAAGGCACCCGCCAAGGCUGCACCCAAGGCAGCAGCGAAAACAUGUCCAAAUGAAUGCGACCAAGACAAAAAGAAGCAAAAAAAAAAGCCGCCAUCGAGAUCCCGGUCUAGUUCAUUGGUAUCUACAGAUCCAUCCUCCAUUUGUGCGAAUCCCACGUGUUCUUCAUCGAGUCGAUCAAACAUGAGCGCCGACCCGAGAAGACGCGCGUCAAUGAUGCACGCCCUGCAAGACAUGUGUACCACUGUCGGCAAGCUGUCUGUACAACUGAAGGAUCUUAUGUGUAAAAUGAUGCAAAAUAUUUAACAAGCAUUAUACAUGUUUCAACCGGAA
Messenger RNA from Trichoplusia ni (cabbage looper), 1728 nucleotides. RefSeq names its product ras-associated and pleckstrin homology domains-containing protein 1-like. NCBI's taxonomy places the organism in Eukaryota, Metazoa, Arthropoda, Insecta, Lepidoptera, Noctuidae. The coding region runs from base 787 to 1701 and encodes 304 amino acids. The record is from RefSeq and is a predicted model, not a curated record. The transcript is spliced from 2 exons.